GACUGUAAUGGAAAACGUAUUUUGGCUUUUAAUACAACAAAAAUGGGAGAAAUCAAUGUACAAAGCUUAGGAAAUACAGAUAAGAACCCAAGUGCAGUAGAACUAAAAACUCCGACUGAAGAAUUGGAUAUAGCGUUGAAAGAAUGUGGCUUCGGAUGGUUCCAUGUAAUGCUACUGUUAGCUUCUCUUAUCGGCUUCGUGGCCGGUCAGGGGGUGAGCAGCACCACACCUUAUAUCUUACCUGUUGCUGAAUGUGAUCUCAACAUGGAUUUACUGCAAAAAGGAUUCUUAAAUGCAAUCCCAUUUAUAGGAAUGACAAUAUCUUCAAUAGUUGCUGGAUUUCUAACGGAUACUUUUGGUAGGAAAUUAUUCCUCGUCUAUGGAUUUGGCGGACUAUUUAUAUGUACGUUAAUGGCGGGAUCCAGUCAGACAUACCUUUUAUUCGCUUCUGCGAAAUUUCUGGAAGGAGCACUGUUUGGAAUUUCUUUCAACCCGCUGAUGAUAUUGACAUCAGAAUUCUGUCACAAUGGCAUCAGAGAUCGCGUGGUGAUGUUUCAAUCAUCAUUCGCUGCGCUCGGUCAAGUUAUCAUUGCUAUUAUUGCAUGGGUUAUUCUUUCAUUGAAUUGGAAAGUGACGUUCUUCGACGGACAUUUUGUUCUUAACACGUGGAACUUCUAUAUUUACGUGAUGUCAAUGUGGGCUCUGCUCUCUUGUUUAUUUUAUACGUUUCUACCUGAAAGCCCCAAGUACUACAUCAGUCAGGGGAAAUUCGACGCCGCUGGAGAUGUGCUGAUGAAAAUUCAUAAAACAAAUAUGAAAUCUGAUCUAUCACUUUCGCAUUCUGAAUUAUGGACAAAGAAGGAGGUGAAGCGUGAAAGAAGCCAGUCACUGCGAAGUGAAAAAAUUAGAAGUUUCAAAAAGAAUCUAGUCAUGGGCUUUUACAAUUUAAAACCGAUGUUCCGGAGACCUCUUCUUUAUUAUUUAAUUCUUAUCUGCGCUAUGAAUUUCUUAACUAUGUUACUAUUCAACGUAAUAAGGCUGUGGUAUCCUCAGCUGUCGGCGAUUGUCGAAAGUUUCGGCAGCAACCACGCGCGACAAGAUUUAUGUAUGAUGUUAGAUUCAUACACAGACGAUAUUAAGUUAAAAAGUGUUAAUUCAACGGAUCUGUCUACAUGUGUACCGACUAAAAGUGGAAAAGAGACUUACAUUAACAGUGUUAUUUUGGGCUGUGUGUCCUUAAUACCUUUGGUACUAAGCGGAGUUCUUGUUAAUAAAGUUGGCAAGAAGAAUCUAUUCCUUGUUGCUGGAUUGAUAUCGGUAGGAUGUACACUGGGAUUACGAUGGACAAGUUCUAAAGGGACAAUGGUUGCGCUAUUCUCUUCAGAUGUGGCUAUCACACAGGCAAUGAUGAGUUUGAAUCAAGCGUUUACCGUUGAACUAUUUCCUACAACUACAAGAACUUUAGCAAUAUCAAUGAUGAUGACAUUUGGAAGGAUCGGCACUUUAGUGGGUAACGUCCUCUUCCCUGUAAUGCUGAAUAUGGGAUGUGGAAUAUCGUUUUAUACGCUCGCAGGAUUAAUGAUAUGCGUCACCGCGAUGGCGUUAUUUUUACCAAAAAAGAAAUAAUCUAUUUAACUUCAUAACAACACACCACAAAGCGCUAAGUGGAGAAAUAAAUGUCCUCCAUUUGCUUAUUAUUAAUGGCCAGUGAGAAAACGUAAUUUAUUUUAUAACUUACAAAAUAACCUCGAAUGGGAAUACCUUCAUAAUUUAAGUAAAAUAAAUGUUUUAGUUUUAGCUAUAUUAUUUGUUCAUCUAGUCUGUUCAUGUAGUUGUAAUAUAAGAAGCAUUACAUCCGAAUAAUCUAAGUGUGUUUUUCCAUAAUUAGGUAUUAAGUCUACAUCCAUAUAAAGAAAAUUAUGUUUAUAAUACAUGUUAAAACGAGGAACAAUAAAUA
This is a messenger RNA of Papilio xuthus (Asian swallowtail), 1957 nucleotides long. Its product is annotated as synaptic vesicle glycoprotein 2B-like. Gene Ontology annotation, biological process: transmembrane transport. Gene Ontology annotation, cellular component: membrane. Gene Ontology annotation, molecular function: transmembrane transporter activity. The record is from RefSeq and is a predicted model, not a curated record. Bases 43 to 1626 code for a protein of 527 amino acids. Lineage: Eukaryota; Metazoa; Arthropoda; Insecta; Lepidoptera; Papilionidae. The transcript is spliced from 10 exons.